AUGGCUCCGGAAAACACCCCCAGAACCAGCGCCGAUGGCAGCGCCAAGACGUUUCUGUUCUCGUGUCUCGUUUGCCGGCAGCGCAAGGUCCGGUGCGACCGCGUCCAGCCGUGCGGCAACUGCGCACGCGCCAACGUUGAGUGCGAAUAUGUGAUGCCGGUCCGCGGGAGGCGCACGAGGUCGAAGCCGGUGCGAGAGACGAUGCACGCCAAGCUGCGGCGCUAUGAGGACAUGCUCAAGACGCGGGGUCUCGAGGUCGGCGUCGAGGAGCGAAGGAGCAUGGCGCGCGCCAUCUCAGAAGACGGCGCAUCUGAGAGCUAUACUGCUACAGAAUCGAUAACAAACCUUUCAGUGCCCACGCCCACGACCAGGGCCGAGGCUGCUUCGCCGCCGAUGGGGCUUCGCUCCGCGUUGGUCGGGACACACGGGUCAGGGCCGAACGUGGUCAACGUGGAGGGUAACUCGCGAUACUACGACAAGUGUGUAAAUAUCAACGAGCCAUGUUUUAUUGUUGCUAAUUUAGACUCUAGCAGUACUUUGUGGACAGACACAAACGGCGAGUUUCGACACCCCGACGAAUUCACCCCCCUUAGCGACGAUGACGAGGACGAAACCGAUCUCUUCCUAGGAUCAAGUUCUCUCAACUGUGGUUUCAACGGCUCCCUACGCGACUGCCACCCCACGUUGCACUGCCUGUAUGCGCUCAAGGACGUGUACAUGGACAGAGUUGAUCCGCUCAUGAAGAUUAUCCACCUUCCGACGUUCUGGGAGUCUGUGCGAGACGCUGCAGAGCGCAAGGAACAAGUGUCGAAACCUAUCGAAGCGGUGAUUUUCUGCUUCUACUUUGCCACCAUUAGCGUUGUCGACGAGAAGCAAUGCGAGGCACUGUUCAAGGAGAGCAAAAGGACAAUGUUCUCAAGGUACAGGGCUAUUGCCAGACAUGCCCUCAGACAGGCCCGGCUACUCAGCACGUCCAGCCCCAUGACUCUGAGGGCUUUCUGUCUUUUCAUGAUGGGGAUGCGUGGAACCAUGCCAUACGAGUCUCAACAUAUCCUAUGCGGUAUUGCCCUACGAUUGGCCCAGAAGAUGGGAUUACACCGUGACGGAACAUUGCUCGGGCUGUCGCUCUUCGAGACAGAAAUGAGAAGACGUUUGUGGUGGUACAUUGCACACCUAGACUUUCGCACUUCCGACUUGUUAGGCGCGAAGCCGUCGCUGGAUAUCCAUACCGGCGACGCGGGGGUACCGUGGAACGUCGAGGAUGAAGACCUGCAGCCCUCCAUGACAGAAGUGCCAAAGGAUCGCAAGGCCAUCACAUCCAUCACCAUGUGCCUCGUCCGCUGCGAGCUGUCCAAGUCGCUUCAACGCCUGUCAGGCAUGGCCGGCACGUCGGCCGCCUCAUGGGGCGACAUUGGUACCGCCUCCAACAUGAGCGCUGCAGAAAAGGACGCGCUCAUCGACGAGCUGGAGGACAAGUUUGAGACGAAAUAUCUGCGCUACUGCGACCCGUCGCGGCCGCUCGACGUGCUGGUGACGUGCAUGAUGCGCGCCGCCAUCUGCAACACGCGCCUCUUUGCGCACAACCCGCGGCGGUUCGCCGACUCGGGCGGGCAGGUGACGGAGGCGGAGCGCGGCGUGGCCUUUUCCAGCGCGGCCAAGCUGCUCGAGUACGCGUCCAUGGUGGGCGAGAACCGGUCCCUGCGCAAGUUUGCGUGGCGCCUCAACCCGACGUACUUGUGGGACAAGAUGCUCUUUGUGCUGAUUGAGGCGCGCCGCAGAACGCGCAGCCCUGAUCUGGACAGGGUGUGGGCGCUCAUCGGCCGCGUCUUCUCGCAGUAUCCGGACGCGUUUGGACAGGCGUCGGCACAGGCCGUCUACCAGGCCCUCAGCAAGUGGACGCUCGAGGUCUGGGACGGGUACGUCGCGGCCAAGAAGGCAGAGGGCAUGCCGGAACCAGAGGAGCCGGCGUAUAUCGGGGCGAUGAGAGAAAAGCUGGAGAUGGCUGCACCAGCAAAGGCAAGAAAGGAGCAAGGAGUUGGAAAUACGAGUAUUAUGAAUACCGGCCCCGAGAAGACGCAGGAAGUGCCACUCAAUGCCGAGUGCUUCGGCGAGUUCCCAGAUCUUGGGUCAUUUGAAAUGGAUCUGGACCAGUGGGUGAACUGGGAGCAGCUGGUCUCUGAACAGAGCGGCAGUGGUUUCUACCAUGUGGAGGGAUACUAG
This is a messenger RNA of Cordyceps militaris CM01, 2220 nucleotides long. Its product is annotated as C6 transcription factor, putative. Bases 1 to 2220 code for a protein of 739 amino acids. The transcript is spliced from 3 exons. Gene Ontology annotation, molecular function: DNA binding; zinc ion binding; DNA-binding transcription factor activity, RNA polymerase II-specific. Lineage: Eukaryota; Fungi; Ascomycota; Sordariomycetes; Hypocreales; Cordycipitaceae. Gene Ontology annotation, biological process: DNA-templated transcription; regulation of DNA-templated transcription. The record is from RefSeq and is a predicted model, not a curated record.